AUGGUCUGUGCCGGGCGACAGACGAACACCUCACUGAAGGUGACACAGUUUGUUCUUUUUCUGGCAUCCGGCUUUCCACUGGACUUUCUGUCGCUGCGGCCGAGUGCAUCAGAAGGCCCUCCCCUAUCGUUGGCAGCGAACGCACCUCGGAUCGAGGUUGUCAAGAUCGGGAAAUAUGGGCUUACACUAGGCGACGUGCGGCGCGAUGUGUACCUGAUAAAAGGGGAGCAACUUCAGGUUGUAGAUAAAAGCCGUCGAAUGGUGUUUGCACCUCGUCUCGGGAAGAAUAAUCCUUUGAAUCAGCGAGCUUUCCGUUUCAAUGGAGAGGAGUGUGAGGACGCGUCCGUCGAUUACGAGGACUUGUUUGGGAAGUACAAGAGAAAGAAAAAUCUCCGGCGCCUCUGGACCAAGAGAUAUACACCUGACGGUGUAAUCUACACCUUCAAGCCGCCUCUUCUCGCGAGUGAAAACCGUGACGCAACACCUGGUCCUGAGGAACCGGAGAUCCGUUUCUGUGUAACUUUGACAACGCCAAUGAUGAUGAUGGGGGGAGCAGACGAAAGUCGACCGGCGGGGCUGCGUUACUUUAACAACACACUCACUCUAGUCGUGUUCUGGUCGCCUUGGUGA
This is a messenger RNA of Neospora caninum, 630 nucleotides long. RefSeq lists its product as hypothetical. The transcript has a single exon. Bases 1 to 630 code for a protein of 209 amino acids. The record is from RefSeq and is a predicted model, not a curated record. Lineage: Eukaryota; Apicomplexa; Conoidasida; Eucoccidiorida; Sarcocystidae.